Molecule: messenger RNA, 847 nt
Organism: Cucumis sativus (cucumber)
Lineage: Eukaryota; Viridiplantae; Streptophyta; Magnoliopsida; Cucurbitales; Cucurbitaceae
Exons: 2
Coding region: 95-631 (178 amino acids)
Source: RefSeq, a predicted model, not a curated record
CUUUUAUGCUUCAUUUAUAGGGCUGCAUAUGCUGCUUUAUCUUCAUCUUCAUCUCGGAUGUCCUUGAAAGUUUGAUAAAAUCUAUACGUUCUUUAUGGCUUCUCUUAAGCUUUUCAUUUCCCCCUUUUUCAUGUUUAUAGUUCUAAUUGCAUCAACUCAACGUGCACAAUGCAACACUUUGAAGGCAAAGAUUUCUUGCCUUGAUUGUCAAUCCAACUAUGACUUCUCAGGAAACUUGAUCAUGGUGAAGUGUGAGAGAGCAAAAAACUUAACAAUAGCAAUAACCAAAGCCGAUGGAUCAUUCGAAACUUCGCUUCCAUCCAACAUGGCCUCCGAAGCAGCUCCUUCUUCUCCCAAGUGCAUAGCCAAGCUCCUUGGAGGUUCUCACCAGCUCUUUGCUUCAAGGAAAGAGAUGGUUUCUACUAUCAUCAAAGAAACCAACUCCAAGUUCUUCACAAUUGCCACUGCUCUCAAGUUCUCAACAUGCAAAGAAAUCAGUAGAAACUGCAAAGCCAUAAAGAAGGAGUCUGUUGAAGAUUCAAAAACCUUUGAUUUCCCUUUGCCGCCUGAGUGGGGCUUCCCACCCACAAGCUACUACAUCCCUGUGCUUCCUAUCAUAGGCAUUCCUUGAGGAUUAAUUAUAUAUUGUAUGUUUGAGGAGCAUAUAUAUAUGGCUAAGUAUUACAAUAAAUGUGGUGUGUCAGAGAUUAGUUUGUAUCACCUGAAAACUCAUGGAUAAGUGUAAGUGCUUAUAGUUAAUAAUGGUUGUCUACUCAUUCUCUAUUAUGUGGUUUAAUGAUGUUUUUGUAACUAUUGCUAUAAUAAUAGUAAUCUAUAAUUGGUAAGA